ACUACAAUUUCCGUCGGAAUUAGAGCUCUGGACUCAAAGAAAGAGUCGAUUCCAUAAUAAAUUGAAGAAAAGAAUUGAAUCCAUUACUCUUAUGAUCACAUGUUUUGGUUAUUCGGGAUCCGUUUCUUUCACUGAUAUCAAAGUUUCGCCAAUACUUGGUAACUGUUCUCACGAUAACUGCACUCAAAUAGAGACGACUGAUGGGAUCGGUCGCUGGUGUCAUAACACAUAUAAACCCAUCGAUAUAACUGAUACUUUGAGAUACGAACCAAUGGUCAUCUCUUUAGUCCCUAUUCAUAGAACUCGUCAAAAAUCUGACGUGACUUUUGUCACUCAGCUAUCAAUGGAUAGAUUAAUAGUGUUGGAGCGAAGUCUGCAGUCAUGGGUGGGACCCGUCUCUAUAGUUAUAUUCAUUCCCCUUAAGAAUGUUGGCGAAGGUAUACAAGAGUGGCACAGACUUUAUAUAUCAAAGAAGUUGAAAAUUUUGAAUCUAACGCAUGAAAGUCACGUGAAUCUGGUGUCAGGACUCGAGAGCGACGAAUAUCCUAUCAAUGCAUUGAGAAAUAUAGCCAUAAAACACGUGAAGACAAAGUUUAUGUUCAUAUCGGACGCAGACUUUCAGCCGUCGCCUGACUUUAACAAUAGAUUUAUGUCUAUAUUAUCCAAACAUGAAUAUACAUCGAGAACAGCGUUCGUUGUGCCGGCUUUUGAAUAUUUAGAAAGCCCU
Molecule: messenger RNA, 727 nt
Organism: Medioppia subpectinata
Lineage: Eukaryota; Metazoa; Arthropoda; Arachnida; Sarcoptiformes; Oppiidae
Source: the annotation of a GenBank genome assembly